Molecule: messenger RNA, 2436 nt
Organism: Coturnix japonica (Japanese quail)
Lineage: Eukaryota; Metazoa; Chordata; Aves; Galliformes; Phasianidae
Product: homeobox protein vex1-like
Biological process (GO): regulation of DNA-templated transcription
Molecular function (GO): DNA-binding transcription factor activity, RNA polymerase II-specific; DNA binding
Source: RefSeq, a predicted model, not a curated record
GAUUAAAGGCCUCUCAACGGGGUCCUUUGUUCUCGGCCUCAUUUGAUGCUAGGCUAACCACGCCGCGGAAGGUGCUUUAAAUGUUUGCCCCCAGCUCAGGGACGGUUUCAGAGAACGGGGAGAGCCCCGCUGUCAUGGAGAAGGGCCCCUUCUCGGUAGAGUGGUUGGCGCAAAGCAGCCGCGGCGGGGAUAACCACGCAGCUCGGGGGGAGAGCAGCGGGACCGCUGCUGGCGGCCGUCGGAAGAAUAACAGAGGCGCGUGCGGCGCUGCCCGCGUCACCACCUCUCCGACACCGCUCCCCCUCCCCGCAGCACACUCAGUACAAACGGACCCGCAGCGGGGCAGCCCCGCGCACGAGGUGGAGGCGGGAGGCGGCUCCCGGCCCCGCACCAAAUUCUCGGCGGCGCAGCUGCAGGAGCUCGAGCGGAGCUUCCGCGAGCAGCGCUACAUCGGAGCCAGCGAGAAGAAGCGGCUGGCGGCGGCGCUGGACCUCUCGCAGAGCCAGAUAAAGACCUGGUUUCAGAAUCGCCGCAUGAAAUUUAAACGUGAGACGCAGGAUGCCAGGGUGGAAGCCCUUGUCUCAGGCCUGUUCCUUCCUUAUCGCUGUUACCCGGAUACGGUGACACCCAGCUGUCGUCAUGGGGUGGAUGUCAGUGUCUCCUCUACCCCCGGUGCUCCCCUCCACCCAGCAGGGCCCAGCCCAGCCCUGCUGGUGCCCCCUGUUCCAGCUCAGCUCCCGCAGACAGCUUUGCCAGGCACAGCCUUGCUGUUUCCCCCCAGCCCAGCACUGCCUGUGUACUCCGCUGUGAUCCCAGCUGUGACUUUAACCAACGACCACAAAGGACUGAGGUUCCAGCCCUACCUACCUUCUUGUUAACAACACCAAAUAUAAUGUAAUCUGCCAAAUAUCCAAAGAAUAAUUAUUUAUUUAGUUAUAUUAAACAUGUGGAUGAUUUAUUGUUUAAUCUUUCACACACACACACCAAUGUUAAAAAGAAACAACAACCUCAAAGUAUAAUAUUGAGAGUGAAAGUCUUGAAAGUUCUACAGCCUUCAGUUCACUGUACUGAAACACUUCUUUUCCAAAAGUUUAUUUUCAGAAAAUAGCCUAUAUUCAGGUGGGGCUCCUCACUAGGAAAAGGGAACAUUUAUUAUAUUUCCAGGUAUACAGUAACUACAUAAUGAGAUAACAUAGUGAUGACAGCAAGCAAAUUAAAGGAAAAUGAUACAAUAUGUGUCAGCCCUCUGACCAAACACAGAUUGCCUAAUAUUUUGUCUGUAUGCUUUGCACAGUCCUUGAUGUCACUUCCCCCCUAUAUGGCUGCUUUUAAACACAGGAAGCUAACAGAUUACUUGUCAACCAUCUUUUUCAUGCCAGUGCCAAAUAGCCUUGUAACUUAUACCUACUGCUUAAAACACACACGUUGUUCCCAAGUUUUGUUCUACUACAAUCACUCAAAAAUAAAACAUUUGUUAUUUAUUACAACUACAGCUUCAACUGAACUUGGCAGAUUCAAUAACUCCAAGCUACAGUGCAGCGUUAGGCUUGCAUCAGGUACUCUUGGGACUGCUCCUUAAAAUCCUCAAGCAAGCUUUACAGAGAAUGGCAGAUUCAAGCCUGCAGGUAGGGAGUAAUGAGAAGCACACCCUGCAUCAGCAUAGAGCUACACCAGCAGGUGUGAUUACAUCUCUCUUGCCCUUGACCAUCCUAACCUGAUUGCUAACCAAAACUAAAUAAGUUUGUAUUGUCCAGUAAAAAUAACAAUAGAAUAUCUCAUUUUGAGGUAGAGGUCCUGAAUAAAAAGAAGUUGACAAGCAUGGCCUACAACCCCAUUGCUCAAUGCUGCUGUUUUUCACUUCCCCCACCACUUGUGUUUCAGGUUGAGGAAAGCAAAGCUAGCUCUUGGAAGACAACAGGGGAUGGUGAGGAAUAGGAGAUAGACUUCUGCCUACAAUCCUAGCUUCUGUUCAGAUUAUUUCCUCUGAUGUAAUACCCCAAACCCUAAUUGCCAUCUAUGCUGUCAAGAAGCACCCAUACCUUACCUUACAGGAGAGGAAGGGGAAUAACCCAUCAUUGUCACUCAGAGGAGAUCCCCUCUCCCAGCACAACCACACCUCUUUCCUCCCUGCCCCACCGGGACUCUGCUCUGAGGUAGGACAAAAGGUGCAUUAAUCUGCAGCUGUGAAACCCAGAGAAAAUGCAGCAUGGUGACUCAGGACCAGUUACCCUGUAAAUUCUAGAUGCUGCUUCCCCUGCUGACCAGCAAGUUUACUGCCAGCCUUGCCCCUCUUAAGUGUUACAACAGCAUCAGGUUUAGACAUUUCAAAUGUGGAGACCCCAGGCUGUUACACUGAAACUCGUGGCCCCUGGGGUUGAAGGCAACAAGGGUAAAAUCAAAACUACAUUGCAGCAAUCAAUCUAGUUUCUAAUGCAC